AUGAACGACCCGGACAUCAGCAUGGACCACUCCAUGCAGGACAAUACGGAACGACCAGCGAAGAGACCAUGUCUAUCAUAUACCCCGGACGACGACGAAGAGGUCCCCGCGGAAUUUGAUCUUCCAGCUGCGCGCGCACAGAACGACUCGCGACUGAAGUCUCUCUUCGAAGGCAUUUUUGCGAAAUAUAGCCAGGACUUCACCGACGUCGGUGAUGAGAUCGACCUGCAGACCGGGGACAUAGUGGUAGAUAAUGGGCAUCUUCUGGGGAUGCGGGGCGAGAACGACGCUGGGGACCAGCCGCGAUCAUGGCUCCCCCAGAGUGACCUAGAUAGGCCGGAAGAAUCCGAUGCAGACGAUGACAAAAGCACGAAGGGAGAGGAGGAUGAAUUCUUUUCUAUGGCAUCCUCUCCCAGUCGUCGCUCACCAAAUGCUCCACGUGAAUCGUCGCCAUCGAAACAGCUACAGACAGACAUGGAUACCUCUUUGGAUUUCGUGUUUACUUUCAAAGCAUCUGGGACUGCAGGCCUCAGUCCUAUGACCAAGGAGGAACAUGUCUCCCAUCCCACCAACCAUAUCCCAGCUUCUAAACCGCAAGAUCCAAUCUGGGCAGUCCCAGACUUGCCCCUAUCCUUUUCAACACCCACCACUGAGACCCGCAAAUCAAACGUGGGCUUCUCUCCACCUCCUAGGUCUUCGUCCCCGCCAGGGAGCGGCUCCGUCUGGGCUCUGCGCAGACCCCGUAAGCCACGCACAGAAACGAAACCCAAGGCCACGCCGAGUAAGCGCCGACCAGCCGCGAAGCGCAAAUAUCAUUCCAGCCCUGUGACGCACGACUGGUCUUUUGCGGCAGUACCAGAUGGAAAUGAGUCAGAUGACCCUUUGCAGGACUAUGAGCCAUCACCGACACCAUCGAAAAUGAAAAUUAUUCGCGGGAAGCGCCACCUUCCGACGAAAGAGAACGAUGGUCCAUCUACUCCUUCGAAGCAGCCGACUGUUGUCAUCGAAGUCGAUGAUCAAGGUGACGAUCAAGGCGAUGGCCAAGAAGGAGGCUCUGAACCAAGCGACCAUGACGAUGAAGUGCCUGACACACACCUUGAAGAAGGGGACUGCGAAUCGAGCAAUCAGGUAAAAGAGGUGCUUGAAGCAUGCCCUGAAGAGGAGGGCUGCGAACCGAGCCACCAAGAAGACGGAGUACCCGAAGAACAACCCCAAGGAGGCUGCGGACCAAAUGAUCAAGAAAUCAAAGCGCCUGAAGCAGAAUACAAAAACGAACUGCCUUUUGGUUCUGUGGUACAAGGCGAUUCAACCCCCAAGGUCACGGCUAGCACGUACGCCCCAUCCCCGCAGCCCAUGGAAAGCACCCCAAGCAAAAGGUGGCCCAUAACACCCGACGAAGCAAAGUUAAUCGUUUGCAUGAUGUACAAACAAGAAAAGAAGGCCAGCGACGUGAUGCACAUGUUGCCAGGUCGCGAGUACCAGACAGUUUGGCAUUGGUUCUACAAUCACUGGACCCGCCGCCUCGCCAAUCCGCCUUCCCUUUCCGCCGCCUGGUCGCAGCCUGAGCUGGCAGCUCUGGCCCGACUCAGCACCCAAUCAGAUCUUACCUGGGGUCAGAUACAAAGUCAGUUCAAGGGCCGAUCGCGACAUGAGGUUGAGUUCGAGCUGCUACGUGCUUUCGUUGGUGAGGGCUUUACUUCUGCAAUGUUAGGGAACACGGAGGAACAGGCGGAGUCGGAAGAGCAGCAACACGACGAAGAGAAACAGGACGACGAGAUAAAGGAUGAGUCAGAAUCUGAAGCAGCCGUGGAGGAAGUCAAAGAUGAGGCAGGAGAUAGCAAUGCUGCGUCCGAAGAUGCUCAGGAAGAGCAUGAGCAGCUCGGCAUUCAUGAAAUGACCAAGACAACUGACAGUAAGGUGUCUGCUCCCGGCAGCUUCUUGGGCAUUUUUGUAAACUCCUGA
Molecule: messenger RNA, 1962 nt
Organism: Penicillium samsonianum
Lineage: Eukaryota; Fungi; Ascomycota; Eurotiomycetes; Eurotiales; Aspergillaceae
Product: Myb-like DNA-binding domain protein
Exons: 1
Coding region: 1-1962 (653 amino acids)
Cellular component (GO): nucleus
Molecular function (GO): histone binding; protein heterodimerization activity
Source: RefSeq, a predicted model, not a curated record